AUGCCAAACUCGUGUCAAGAACUACGCGACGCCCUCGCGCAAUGCCUCCAGGAAUCAGACUGCGUCAUGGUCCACCGCAACAAGGCCUCCGACUGCCUCCGCGAGCCCCUCUCCGCGACCCUCCCGACAAAGUGCCAGCAGCUCAAGAAGGGCUACGGCGAGUGCAAGCGCGGCCUGGUCGACAUGCGGAAGCGCUUCCGCGGCAACAUGCCCGUGACGUACCGGUCGAUGGAGGCGUCGGAGCAAGGCAAAGGGUACCAGCUGUACGCGGGCAAGUCUGCGUUUGGCGGCGGCGUCAAGGAGACGGACGGCAACGAGCCGAUUCCGCAGGACUGGAGGGAGGUGGAGAAUGAAAAGUACCGGCUGGAGCAGCAGAGGCUGGCCUCGGGCGGGAAGUGAGGGUUUGAGGGCUGGGAUGAGGAGAACAGGGAUGCAAGAAGAAAUAAGGAGACAUAUGAGCGAACUGCGGAGCAUGGGUAUGGCGUUUAUGGCGUUGAUUUGGAGUAAGAGAGGGAAAACAUUUCAUCUGGCUGGUUUGAUACCCGCGAGAUGGCUGGAAAUUCCAAAUGGAUGAACUUGAUACUUGGAUAUACUAUAGAGAGAAGGGAAUGGCCCAUCUUCCUCGGGGAGAGCAUGGCGCAUAUGGUAUGCGG
This is a messenger RNA of Trichoderma reesei QM6a, 653 nucleotides long. RefSeq lists its product as uncharacterized. The record is from RefSeq and is a predicted model, not a curated record. Gene Ontology annotation, biological process: mitochondrial respiratory chain complex IV assembly. Lineage: Eukaryota; Fungi; Ascomycota; Sordariomycetes; Hypocreales; Hypocreaceae. Bases 1 to 399 code for a protein of 132 amino acids. Gene Ontology annotation, cellular component: mitochondrion. The transcript has 2 exons.